Messenger RNA from Paramormyrops kingsleyae, 6808 nucleotides. RefSeq lists its product as uncharacterized. Gene Ontology annotation, molecular function: TFIIIC-class transcription factor complex binding. Lineage: Eukaryota; Metazoa; Chordata; Actinopteri; Osteoglossiformes; Mormyridae. Gene Ontology annotation, cellular component: transcription factor TFIIIB complex. The record is from RefSeq and is a predicted model, not a curated record. Gene Ontology annotation, biological process: RNA polymerase III preinitiation complex assembly.
GUAAGCACCGUUGCAUAGUAGUCGCGUUCUUAAACGUGAACAAGCAUGGCGGAUGAUACAACUCUCAUAUAAAGCAUGAAACUUGAUUCAGAAAAUGUCAUCUAAGAUGAUUAGCAGUGUUUAAUAAAAAAUGAUGCGUAGAUCGAGGAUAACGGUGCGGCCCAAUGUACGGUCUGGCGGCAGAGGUCAGGCCGCAUUGCAGGACAGCCAUUCUGUCCAGGGCAGUACGAAUAGCUUUGAGGAUACUGCUCAAAACGCACCAAAGGACUCAGCUGACUCAACAAACCAAUCACCAGAAGUGACAAAGGAUGUAGAGACCCAGCCUGCUGAUGCAGAAAAUAUUACCUCUCUGAAGUCAAACGAUGACAACAAUUCACAUCCAGAAAAAGCUUCCUGUAAUGGGGAUGGAUUAGACCAUAAUGGAGAGGCCACUGGUAGCAGUAAACCUUUGGCAUGUUCUUUGGCACGAAGAAAACGCUUUUCUGCCAUGCCUAAUUUGACCAAGAUCCGUGUUACUCCUGCUAUAACUUGCACAUCUGCUAGGGGCCCAAGAUCUUCUGCUGUGAAGAGUGGAGUAGUUUCCAAGGCGGAGACCACGGCCACCAACACUGGGAAUCAGCUACGGCUGAAAGGCGGUAUCACCCAAGGCUUUAGACACCCAAGUAGGCAGAAAGCUUGCAGUGAAGGAACACAGCCUAUAAUUCAGUCUGUACCUUUAUCUUCAACGAGUCAAGAUCCUGAAGCUUCUCUUCAAGGAAAGAAAUCUAAAGUAAAAUCCCUUUCACGUCAGAGUAGUCAGCUUUCUGAAUGCCAGAAAUCACUAAACGGGGCAGUUCCUGAUGAUGGCAAGUCCCUCACCCCCGAAUGCUGUAUGGGUAGCACAAAACUGUCACAAGGCAGUGCGUCUCUAGUGAACGCUGUGUCUUCUGUGGCCACCUUGACAACCAAGACCCAGAGUGUUUCUUCAGAUCGUGAGAGGAUCAUUAAGACCCAGAAGCUGAGAGAACUUUUAAAGCGGGAGCGAAAAAAAGAGCGGAAACACAAGAAAGGAAAAUCCCGCAUCUUUGAAUGCAACAGUCCACAGGAUCACAGCAAGAUGACAAUGGCAGACCUCAUUUACUAUUUGCCAGAGACAAACCCAAUGAAAUCAUACCAGAUGGAGGAACCGAAGCAGAAUGAGAAAGAGAGCUCAUGGACACCGACCAAACAGGUGGCCGAACAGCCGCAGGAAGCAGAGGAAGAGGAUGAUGUGGAGAACGGUGAUGAUGAACAGGGUGAGCAGCUGGUGGUACCCAGGGUGAAGGUAGCAGAAGACGGCAGUUUGAUUAUUGACGAGGAAAGUUUAACUGUUGAAGUCUUGAGGGUUCAAGGACCUAAUACGGUGGAGGAGAAGGAUCCCAUUUUCGAGCGUGGUUCUUCAACAACUUACUCAAGUUUCCGAAAAGCCAGUUACACCAAGCCCUGGUCUAAUAAAGAAACGGACAUGUUCUUCUUGGCUAUCAGCAUGGUGGGGACAGACUUCUCCAUGAUUGGCCAGCUUUUCCCUCACCGUGGCAGGUCAGAAAUCAAGAACAAAUUUAAGAAAGAAGAACGAGCAAAUUCUUGGAGGAUUGAUAAGGCGUUCAGGGAAAAGCGUCGCUUUGACCUGAGUUUCUUCAGUUCCCUCCUUGAGAGGAUCCUGGCUGAGGAGCAGAAAAAGCAGGAAAAGUCUAAAGCUUCUGCAGAGAAACAAGUUUCAAGAAAACCAAGGAGUAAGGAAAACGAUAAGACCAGAACCAGGAUGAAAAGCAGUACCAACCAAACUUCAGAAGAGGAGAUGGAUAGUAUGGGGGUAGAGGGAGACUUGGAGACGGCAGAGAAGGAGAAUGAAGACUGCUCAAACUUUGAGACUGUGGAAGAAACCACCAUGUCCCAGAAAAGAGCCAAAAAAACUAAGAAAGGGGACACAGGACCGUCGUCCCUGGAAAAAGUGACUGAUGAAAGAAAUUCCAGUAAUGAAGCAGGUGAAGCUAUGGACCACGACUCCAGUGACGUUAUUACUGAAGUUUCAGCUGAUGGAGAUGUGCAAAGGUCAGAGAGACCAGACAGUUCUGCAGAGAGAUGGAAGAGAGCUGUGAUCAAGCCAGCCCAGAUCUCCACAGGGCGUCUUCAGAAGCCUAUCCCAAACCUUGGACGGCGAGGGGACAAGAAGAUCUCGGAGCCAAAGGAAAAGACCAGUGAUUACAACACAACAACUUGUGAGGAAGACAAAGAGUAUGAUGGGCAUAAGACUGAAAGUGCAGCUUCAGCUGGGAAGAGGAUGACGGGGGCAAAGCGGACCGCCGGGGUCCUGGCCUCUGAUGAGGAGGGGCAGGCGGGCAAGGCUGAGGAGGAGCUCAGUGUCACGGCCAGGCAGGAGCACAUGCUGAACAGGCCCACCCGGUCAGGGAGGAUCCCCAAGAUGUCCCAGGCGCUGCAGCAGGCUGGGGAUGAGGAUUCAGCUGAAGAGCCUUCACCUGCCUCCGAGACUCAGGGAAAGACGUCCCCCCAACAUCGGUGCCGGAAGCCGCCUGGGUCCAAUCAGAGGAAAGCCAAGCCUGCAAUGGGCAGUGUGCCGCAGAGGUCCAAGAGGUCCAAGCUGGUGACACUGCGGGCCCCCCUACCGGAGGGCCCUAUGGAGGACAGGCUGAGUGAAGCCCGGCCCGACGAGAUGUAUAGCUAUCCCACGAAUCCCGAGGAGCAGAACCAAGUGCCAGCCUUCGUCCCUCUCAGUUUGCGGUCCCCAGAGCCCAUGAGGCUGGAGGUUGAGGAGACCAUGGAGGAGCUGGAGAUUUUAGUCAAUGUUCCUGAUGCCCUGAGUAUGAUAGAGCCUGAGGAUGUGCUGUGCCAUCCAUCAGAGUUCCAGGGACCACAGAAGGAGGUUCCGGUGCCACCUGAGCAUCAGCUGGGCGUGUUCGCUGGGGUGAUGAAGUGUUUGUCUCUAGAUCAUGUAGAGGUUUCGGAAUCUGAAGAGAGCUGCAAUGAGGCAGCGAGGACUCUGUUGACAAUAAGAAAUCCUGAACUCCUGUCUCUACCCCUGUCCAUGACUGUCUCAGAAGCCAUUGACAAAGAAGCCAAGGCUGAAACACAGGUUGCUUCUGAGCAAGAAAAACAAACGCAGUGUAGUCGGGAUACAACAUCUACCACGACCCCCGGCUCUCCAGUCAGGCCAUCUAGGCUUGCGGGUUCGGACGUGGCGCUGGAGCCUCAGAAUUCUCAGGGCCACCUUCCUAAGAAGGACGAACCUCACCCGGGACAGGGUGUGCAGAAUCGUGUUAGCUGUACAAGCAGUGCUGAGGCCAAACCAGACUCCAUUCACAGUUCUUCGCCUCCCAAAAAGAGCCACUUCCAGAAACCAAAACCAAACCUGGUGCUUGCAUCCCGACCCGCUUCAGUGUGUCAAACUCAGAGCACGGUCACAGUGAGCUCAGAAAAAGUAGAAGUGACUCAAUCGGAAAGUAAUGAAUCAGAGACAAUUAUCAACAAUAGUGCUUCAGAAGGAAGCAAAAAUGAAGGAUUGGAGGUUGAAAACCCAAAAAAGAGUGAAACAUCAGUUCCUGAAAUGUCUCAAGAGGCCGGUGUGAGUUCUGAGCCCAUAGCUCAGACUGGACCUCAGAGCCGGAGAAGCCGAUUCCCAAAACCCAGACCGAAUCUUGGACGUGCUGUUCGGAACCUGCGGCCAACGGCGCUGAGCCCUGCGACGCGAAUGACAGCAGACGAUAGCGGGCCAUCUGAGGAGACUCCAGCAAAUGCCAAAUCAAAGACACAUGUGGAAGCCAGAAUGGUCCCAAUAGCUCAAACUCCGGCAGAACAACUUGUAGCUACCAGAAGUCCGAAGAUCCUUGGAUCAAAUGAGGUUUCUGUUGCAGAAGGGGAGGAGCCGUCUGACAUGCCAGUGGACCCUGACCCUGCCCAGGAACAAGCUAUGAGUUUGCACAGUGGAGACGGCUUCACAUUUGUUAACAUAGGUGACUCUACUGAAGGAGUCUCAGGGGAAGACGACUUCACUCACAGUGAACCCACUAUUAUCCUGACCCUGUUUGAAAUCCCUCCGACCUCUGUCAAUGAGUAUAAGUCAGGUUCUGCCCCAGUGGGUGCUGUCACUGCUGAGCUGCUCUCGCCGCUGGUGUUUAUAGAUGCACAGUCUGAACCACAAAGCUCCGGGCCAGUUGCUGAUUCUCACCUACUUGGUACAUUGCCUGGGAGAUUGUCCCCUUUAACACGGUUGUCCUUGUCCAGCAGUGAGGCCGUGGCUAUGGCUGAUGCAGAGGUGCCUGGGGCUGGCAGCACGCUUUCUCACUUCAUGGUCAGCGAGCCGUUGCAUCACUUGAGCCAUUGUAGCACUAUACAUGAAAAGCAUUCAUCUUCUGCAGUUCUCACAGAGUCCAGAAGUCUAGACAAGACAGAUGAAGAAGAGGAGAAUGUCAGCCUUUCUUUGGUGCCAGUGGAGGAUUUGAAUGAGGCUCCUGAGGAGGAUGAUGAUGCCCCCCCUCAGAAAAAGAAGAAAAUGCCCAUCAAGUCCAAAAAAGGAAAACCCAAAGUGAAACCUGGCUCUUUGAAAAGGACGUCGGUAGAGCCCACUAAAGAUGCCAGUGAAGAAUCUGAGAUGCCUCCUCAGAUCCUAGCCUUUCCCAAGGAAGAUGACCUUGCAGUGCCCAGUGCUGGUGACCAGCACAACCCCCCAGCCAAGCACGGAGGGGGGCUUGGUGACGCUCUGCCUCGGGACCGGGACACUCCUCUUGGCUGCGGUGGCGAGAUGGAACCUCAGCAUCAUGUGUCACCUCUGCCCUUGGAUAAGCCCCUUAUUAGGCCUGGAAGAAAGCCCAAAGGAUUCCUCUCGUUUAUGACCAACAAGACCACCACUGGCCCUGCUGGUACUUCAAGGACUUCCAGACCUGCACCUCAUGUCAACACUUCAUGUAUAGAAAGAAGAAAAGCCUCCCUGCAGGCAGCCAUGGGAUGUCCAAGAGAACCCCCCCCCGCCAUUAACACCCGCCACUCCACCCCUGACACCAUCACAUCUCCAAGUGUAUCGGCACAUAAGAUGGAACCUCCAGAAGUAUCAAAAUCGACAGAAGGUGACUUCCUCUGUGUCAACCCCUCUGAUAAGACUGAGUAUAAAAAACCCACCAAUGUGUCAGAAUACUUCUUCGGGGACAUCUUCACAGAGGUCGAGGAGCCAGACUGAGGACACGGUGCUCCUAAGCCACACUGAGAAGAUAGUUGGGCGUAUCAUCUCUCUGACAGUAGCAUCCCUGGACUUGGCUCGUCAUCUUGCAUAUGUCAUGGCAUUUCACGUUAAACUGUUUCCCAUUUGAACAUUUGUGCACAGGCGUGUCUGUUUAAGCUAAUAUAACAUUUUAUCAGAAGUGCUGGCAAUAUAAAAUAAGUCGGAAACUAUCAGUAUUUUGACCUUAAAUGUAAUUUUAAUUGACAAUUGCUAAAUUUACUAAUUUUUGCAAUGUUAUGGCCUUUGGUCAUCUCAUCUAAACAAUUGCAUAUAAGCUGGCAACAUUACUGAAAUUAUGAAAAGUAUUACAAUGUUUAGAACAAAAUUUAUGUCCUGAUACCUUAAAGUUGCAUUUUGAUCCAGCAGAUUUAGCACCGGUGGAUGACCUUAUUGAUCUAGCUGUAUCAUUUAGCAGCAAAUGAGAGCGAGUGAUAACUAUAAACACUAGUAAACAAAGCUAACGUCAACUUAUCCAUAACUUACCCACUUAUACACUGAGCCAGGAUAUCAAGCAUGCUUUCUAAAGGCCAAAUAUUGACCACUGAAAAUUGUGUUACAUUUAUAUUUUAAGUUUUUUAUUCUCUCGAAGGAUUAUGGAGCAUGCUUCUUGUUUUAUUGUGCGUUUUAUGUACAGUCUUAGACACUUGUCUUAACUGGCGUAACAUUUCCUGUCUGCUGUGAAGGUUUCUUAUGUGAUGUUUCAGAGCAAUUUCAUAGUUGUGAUAGAUCCGGAAUGCAUUCAUACCAUACACCUCAAGUGUACAGCAAAGUAUCUUCGGGGAGUGCUCUGUGGCUCAGUGGAUUAGUAUACUGUGACUGAUUGUUAGGUCGCUGGUUCACAUCCUUUAGUCAGCCAAGAUUUCACCGUUGGACCUUUGAGCCAGGCCCCAAUUUCUCUAGGGACUUUGAAUUGCACGUUGCUUUGGAGAAAAGUGUCUUCUAAUUAAAAUGUAAGUUAUGUGCUAGAUUCUGUCCAGAACAUAUUAGAGAUUCAGUGCAUUGCUUACUAUAAGGGUAUGUUGGAGGCAAAUUUCCAAAUUUUAAAGCUGCCUAGGAUUAAGCUUUUAGAUUAUGCUUUAAUGGAGAGAAAAAGUAAACGUAUAAAUAGCAAACAUCAAAGAUAACAUUUUAGCCUACCCCGUGUAUCCAGUAUUUAUUUUUCUACUGCUAGUGACAGGUUGUAUUGUCUUUUUUUACACAUCUGUUUAAUUUUAUUCCAGUUGUCGUAUAAUUGUAACUUUUAUAUGUCCUGCUAUAAUGUUAUGAAUGUAUUAUACUUUAAAACUAGAAAAGAUGGGAUGACCCCUCAAGAUAUAUCUGAAAAGCCCUUCAACAUGGUAUUAAGGUUCUUAUAAUUUCUUAACUUCCUAAGUUUUUCAUUUGCGUGUAAGAUUUGAGUAAUUUCAUCUUAGACAUUUGGAGGAACGUGACUGGACACAAAUGUGAAAGCAAGGUUUUGAACAUUUCAGAUCAAAUAUAUAUUUGUUUCAUUUUAUUUGCUUAGUACCUAAGAUGUAAUUUAUGUAAAUUGCCAAUAAAAAUUUUGGAGUUAAAACUAAA